ACUUCACUACUCUCUCUCUCUGCCUGCAAAGCUGCUUGAUCCAUCAUCGAUCACAUCACUCCACCAGCCGCAGCGCACGAACGUACGACUCAUGGCAGAUCGCGACCGCAGCGGCAUCUACGGCGGCGGCGCCUACGGGCAGCAGCAGGGGGGCGGCCGCCCGAUGGGUGAGCAGGUGAAGGGCAUGAUCCACGACAAGGGGCCGACGGCGUCCCAGGCGCUGACGGUGGCGACGCUGUUCCCUCUGGGCGGGCUGCUCCUGGUGCUGUCGGGCCUGGCGCUGGCGGCCUCCACGGUGGGGCUGGCCCUGGCCACGCCCGUGUUCCUGCUCUUCAGCCCCGUGCUCGUCCCCGCCGCGCUGCUCAUCGGCACGGCCGUCGCGGGGUUCCUCACGUCGGGCGCGCUGGGGCUCGGCGGCCUGUCCUCGCUCACGUGCCUCGCCAACACGGCGCGGCAGGCGUUCCAGCGCACCCCGGACUACGUCGAGGAGGCGCGCCGCAGGAUGGCGGAGGCCGCGGCGCACGCGGGCCACAAGACCGCGCAGGCCGGGCACGGCAUCCAGAGCAAGGCGCAGGAGGCCGGUGCUGGCACUGGCGCCGGCGGCGGCAGGACUUCCUCGUAAAUAAGCAAAUCAUCCAUGGAUGCGUGCGUGUCAAUGUCAGCAGGGUCGUCGUGGAAUGCUCUUCUCUGUACGUGGGUAACCGUCUUUUGGUCGUCUUCCCCGAGUGCGUGAUAAAUAUCCUGGUGUUCGUCGUGUGUGGUGCUGCCCUAGGCUGGGGCCUGGGGUCGGCUGUGUACCGGUAUCUGUUCAUCGCCGCUCCGUCGCGUUCGGAGAUGUGAAUAAGUGAUGUGAAGGUUAAGUUUCAGCUUUGCUAUUGCUAUUGUGGCUUGUGCAUCAGCGGUUUGCUCGUUGACUGUUAUGGAAAUAAGCAUUGGUGAA
Messenger RNA from Zea mays, 940 nucleotides. Its product is annotated as oleosin 18 kDa. The transcript has a single exon. Gene Ontology annotation, cellular component: monolayer-surrounded lipid storage body; membrane. The record is from RefSeq and is marked validated. The coding region runs from base 92 to 622 and encodes 176 amino acids. NCBI's taxonomy places the organism in Eukaryota, Viridiplantae, Streptophyta, Magnoliopsida, Poales, Poaceae. Gene Ontology annotation, biological process: lipid storage; response to freezing; seed oilbody biogenesis.